Lethenteron reissneri (Far Eastern brook lamprey) is the source of this 2065-nucleotide messenger RNA. Its product is annotated as ninjurin-1-like. Lineage: Eukaryota; Metazoa; Chordata; Hyperoartia; Petromyzontiformes; Petromyzontidae. Gene Ontology annotation, cellular component: membrane. The record is from RefSeq and is a predicted model, not a curated record. Gene Ontology annotation, biological process: cell adhesion; tissue regeneration.
UCGGCGAGCCACGAGGUGGGAACCACGAGGCUGAGAAUCCAUUGGCGUCACAUUUAUGGGAGCCUAUCUGUGGGAAUCCUAUCGCGUGUCCGUGUCUCCCGGUUUUUUGUUGUUAAGUAACACGGAAGCAGUCCGUAGUACAUACAGGCCAGUGAGAGGGAGAAGCUUUAGGUGCGUGUUGAGAAAGCGCCCCAUGAGUGUGAACAGAGCACCGCGUGAGCUAACAGCCCCGUGCACGCGCGAGUGUAACGUUGACACACCUCUACUGGACCGCUGAUGCGGACUUAAUGUGUAAACUCUCUACACAAUUCGAAUACGAUCGUUUUUUUGCAGCUAAUGUAUAGAAUAGAAAUCGUAGCCAGUUAUUUAUCAGCAAAGUCAGCGUUUGAGUUUUAAUAUUAGAAUAUUCGAUAGUUUAUGUUUGAUAAACACCUUCGUAAAAUCAAUAAGAGGCGCAUUAAGGUUUAGGAAUUUGAGUGAAUUAACUGGAGGAGUUCUUUGGAAUAACAAGUAACGCUACAUCGACCUUCUUCUGGAUUACAUCUGCACUCUACAACAGUACGUGGUGGACAGCAGCAGAGCCCCGCACGGCUGUCACGAAAACCAGGAUUCGGAGCAAACCCAUGCAGAACAGGGGCAGAACAUGAAAACUCCACGGAGAAAAGCGUCACCAUGGGAACCUUUAGAUUGGUUUAACCUCUUAAGUCUUGUUCCAGUCAAUAUGCAGCGAUUAUAGACUUCCUGUUCGUUUUCCAAAUGUACCUCUGCAGUGUCUCUGUUGCCUGUAAAAUAGUCAGCUUUGAGCAUUCAUAAAAGUUUUGGAAAUACAUGUUCACAUUUUUUUCAGCAAGUAUCAAAGUAUUAAACUAUGUGCAUCUUUCGUGUAAAGUUAAAGGCAAAUGUGCAGCCCUGCAAAUUCUUGCUCACACCACUGUUGGCAGAAGGGACUCCACUAGAGGGAGUUAUAGAGAACCCUUGGAAGUAAUUUGGCCUACUCUUCCAUGUUAGCAAGACAUAUUGGGGAAAGGUGGGAGUCCUCACGCUUUGCCCCACCAUGGAUGGAUGCGAGGGGAUUUAAGAUACUUGCACCAUGGUUUCAACUGCUGUGCCAGGAGAUCAAACUGGCGACCUUUGGAUUAAACUCCGAUGUGCUUGGGACAUCCGGCUGCAGGGCUACCUGGUACCAAGAGAAAGCAGCACCGCAACCAUGGAGGGGAACGCAGCUCGCAACAGCACAUCAGUGGGCCCUGGCCUGCUGGAGUCUGGUUACGGCUCUGGUGAAAAUGCCCCUCGCGAAUAUUCGGCAGAUUACAUGAAAAACCUGAAGCGGUAUUCGUCGGUGAAGACCGUGGCACAGAGCUUCCUGGACGUGGCCCUGCUCAUGGCAAACGCUUCACAGCUGAAGUCGGUGAUGGAUUCUGGAACAGAAUUCAAGUACUUCAAGCUUCUCCUGGGCAUGCUGGCUCUAUCCAUCUCCCUGCAGAUUCUCGUCGGGUUAUUCCUCAUCUGUAUUGUGAUCUCUGACCUGAAAAAUGAGAAGCAAAGGCAAAAUGGGAGCCGCUCGGACAUUCUGAACACCAUGGCAACGUCAAUAACUUUCCUCAUCGUGGUGGUCAACAUCUUCAUAACAGCAUUUGGCACUCAUAACUGAUGCUGAACACCCUUGGCUGUAGCCAUCUCAUUAGAAUAAAGCAACCAUAUUUGCUUGUGAAAGCAAUCUUUUAUAGAAAAUUUUAGGCUCCCACUAAUCCUUUCUUUGAAAAAAAUAGUAAUUUCAUCCACUCUGUGGUAGCGCAAGUCUGUAGUUGGAAGAGCUGGUGGAUAUUCUCAAUACUUUUUGAGAACCAUCUUCGUCACUAAUGUUCACUGCUGCAAAGAUGUUGCAGCAGUGAGUCUUUCACAACGCUCUUUACUUUUUUUGUAAAAAAAAAAUGUUGCCUUUCGCUGUCUGAAAAGAGGAAAUAUGAUGCACAUGCAUAAAAAUACUUAAGCAUUUUCAAAUGUAACUGUUUUUACUGAAUAAAUGUUUGUAAAAGUUAUGUUAUGUUACAAUAAAUAUUUGCUC